CUAAAUUUGGAGGGGCGUAGAAAGGAGGCCAUAUUGUACAGUUAAAUUGAAAGAAAGAAAAAUAAUUCUGUUGUACUAUCGUCUCGUGACCCAGGGGCCAGAGCGACUUGGGUAGACAAGAAUAUAAAUUUUACCGUAGACAGAAGAGCAAGAUAAAGAGAGACAAAGAUACAGGAACUAGUGCUCAAGUUUAUUAGAAACACACACAUACACACACUGUAAACCCGAACAAGAAUCCUCAUAGAUUUGUCCAUUGUGUAUAAAUAUAUAUAUUUAUAUAUCUAUCUAUAUACAAUAUACCUACUCAGUGAUAUCUAUAAUCAAUUAGACGUCGAUUUGUAGCCGUGCAUACGUUCCUCGUAUUCUCGCUGACAACGAGAUGGGCACCAGAGACGACGAGUACGAUUAUUUAUUUAAAGUGGUUCUUAUCGGAGACUCUGGAGUAGGAAAGAGUAAUCUUCUGUCGAGAUUCACCCGCAAUGAAUUUAAUUUAGAAAGCAAGUCGACAAUUGGAGUUGAGUUUGCGACACGAAGUAUACAAGUAGAUGGCAAAACUAUCAAGGCCCAAAUUUGGGACACUGCUGGCCAAGAACGUUAUCGAGCCAUAACUUCUGCGUACUAUCGUGGAGCUGUGGGUGCAUUGUUGGUGUACGACAUUGCGAAACAUUUAACGUACGAGAAUGUCGAGAGAUGGUUACGAGAAUUACGAGAUCACGCAGAUCAAAACAUAGUAAUAAUGCUUGUGGGUAACAAAUCUGAUUUGAGGCAUCUUCGUGCUGUACCAACUGACGAAGCUAAAGCAUUUGCUGAGAGAAAUGGUCUUUCAUUUAUUGAAACAUCUGCUCUCGAUUCUACAAACGUUGAAACGGCCUUCCAAAAUAUAUUGACUGAGAUUUAUAGAAUUGUCUCGCAGAAACAGAUAAGAGAUCCGCCCGAGGGUGAUACCAUUAGAGCACAAAAUGUCGAACCGAUUGACGUUAAGCCGACAAUGAGUUCGGAUGGAAUGCGUAAACAAUGCUGCCAGUGACUCGCCGCACUGUUUUACACAAUCAGUAAUAAUAAGGGAGGAAAAAUAAAAGUGGUAGCUGGUGAUAAAUAUUGCAGGUGUGUAACAGUACGAGAACUAAGACUAUGUGUGCGGGCCUGUACUCUCGUACGCUAAGUAACGAGGAUCUCUUUGCCUCAGUUUAAAAAAUAUUUAAAAAAUAAACUAAACUUCGGGGGAUGCUACAGACAAUUGACCUCAAGGACACUGAAAUUCAAAUGAUAUCUCGCUCGUGAUCGUGGCCGCAUUUUGCGAGCGGUCUGCAAUUUUAUUUAAUUGUCGCUCGUACGCGUACAACGAACACUUGUUACUGUUGUCUUGCACAACGCCGUGUCCCCUGGACAGCUGUCUUCAAAAUCUCCAAAGCUCUCUCCUGAAAUUUUUUCAACAUCCAUAAAUCUAUAAAUAUUAUUAAAAAUCUACAAAUAUAUAUUUAUAUUUAUAUGUAUACACUUAUCUACAUGUAUGAUGUGACGUGAUUUAUUAAAUCACAACUACUCAUGUGUCAUAGAUAUAGAUAUGGAUAUAAAUAUAUACAUAAAUAAAAUGCAGACUCACAUACAUAGGAAACAGACGUAAUACACACCACACCAUACAACAACAUUAUUAUACAUAAUUAACUCACCACAUGAUACAUAAAAAAAAAAUUAAAAAAAUAUAUGUUAUAAUAAUAAUAAUAAUUAAAUGUUGUAUUACCGCUUCUUUGUAAUACAUUAUACAGUUAUUAUUCUCUACGCAUAGUGUGACGCGACUUAUAUUAACGAAUUUUUAAUAAUAAUAAUUAUAUAUAUAUUUAUCAUGAAAAUAUGUGUAAGUACUCGUGUAUCACUGCGGGCACUUGGAUGACUGAAAAAUUCAUUUAAAAAAAAAAUCCUCACAAUUAGUUUGACAGAAAAUAUAAAAUGAUACUGAAGUUAACUGACGUCUAAUAAUUUUUGAAUUUUUUCCAAAUGAACAAAAGAAAAAAAAAAUAUUUUAAAAAAUUGCACCUCUAGUUUUUUUAAUUUUCUACUUGUGCAUAAUUUUUUUUUUUUUUUUUUUCAUUGUAAUCAAUUUGUUUAAAAAAUCCGGAAGUUUUGUCUGUUAACUUCAGGAUCGUGAUAUCAAACAAUUUUACUAAUUUUAAUUUGUAGAAAAAAAAAAUGCAAUGAUAUAUUGCUCACUCCGUCGCGCUCUCGUAGUUUAUAAAUUUUCGACACCAUGCUACCUGUGGCUUUUGAAUCUUAGUUUGUUUUUUUUUUUAUUACAAGAGGCUUUUCUUGUCAAGAGCUGUGCGAAAACAUGAGUAUGGAAUAAUAAUUAUAAUAUUAAUAAUAAUAAUUAAUAUAAUAUUAAUUAACUAAUGUCCGUAAAGCAAUGAAGACCCAGGAGAUAUUAUUUUGAUUAUCGUAUAUAUUAAUAGUUGUUUUCAUUGCGUAGUUAUAAUGCAAUCAUCUAAACACGGUGUACGAGUUUAUUUGUUACAUUACAUCGUAAUUAAAAUAAAAAAGAAAAAAUUAAUCAAGUAAAGUUAAUAAUAAUUUCGUAGUAAAUAAAGUCACUGAAAUAAUGAACAGUAAGUUGUAAAUUUAUAUGUCUGCUUUUUAUCACUACGCGAGAUUAAAGGAAGUUAAUUUUAUUUAAUGCUUUAGGGUAAUUACUGAUGCGUAAUAAUGUUAAAAAAAAACAAACACCACAUUAUGUAUAAUUCUCUAACCAUAUUUUUAAUCAAUGUUAUUAUUUUAAUAGUUGGAAAAGGUACAAUACAGCUCACGAGCUAAGAAAAAAAUUUUAAAAACCA
Messenger RNA from Microplitis demolitor, 2825 nucleotides. RefSeq names its product ras-related protein Rab-11A (gene Rab11). Gene Ontology annotation, cellular component: recycling endosome. Lineage: Eukaryota; Metazoa; Arthropoda; Insecta; Hymenoptera; Braconidae. Gene Ontology annotation, molecular function: GTPase activity; GTP binding. Bases 380 to 1027 code for a protein of 215 amino acids. Gene Ontology annotation, biological process: exocytosis. The record is from RefSeq and is a predicted model, not a curated record. The transcript has 5 exons.